Molecule: messenger RNA, 5575 nt
Organism: Osmia lignaria (orchard mason bee)
Lineage: Eukaryota; Metazoa; Arthropoda; Insecta; Hymenoptera; Megachilidae
Molecular function (GO): protein binding
Source: RefSeq, a predicted model, not a curated record
AUCGUUUCCGGCUCUGUUGUAAUCGUGACUGUGCAGCGUAUGGGUGAAACUGAAGCGCGCAGUUGUUUAACCGUCGACGAUGUUGCAUAGUGGACCGUGAUAUAAUUGGAAAACGCAUUAACAGAUCGUCGGAAGAUAAAACGAGAACAACGUAUUGCAGGACUAGGUUGCUUGCAGUACUGAAUCAAAAUGGAAUCAAUGGAUGCGCGUCUUGUGGCGCAAGCAUUGAACUACCAUGGCCAACAGUUGCAGAAAGUGUGGGAGGGAGAACGCAACGAGAAUGAGCUGGCCAUGCUCAAUCUCAAGGAACCAAAUUUUGAGAUCUACCAACAGCGUCAGAAAACACUUAGUUUUGGAGAUAGAGGAAAAAGGCUAAAGCUACAGCAAUUCCUUGCAAAGAAGGCAGAUGCCCUUUAUGAUAAGGCAAACUUGGAGAAAACAGUUGAACCUCUCAAGCAAGAAUUAGGAGAUGAAGAAUUUUAUGCAACAAUGCCAGGCCUUGAUACUUUUGUUACCAUGGAAAAGUCUCAGCGUAUACGAAAUUUUUUGGAGAGUUUGGUCGUUGGAGAUGUUAUUUACGCGCAAGUUAUGGGUAAAAGUGCUGCUGGGCUUCUUCUGAAGGUGCUUUGCAACUGCAGCGACUGCCCGAGGGUUGUUACUGAUUUAGGAGUUAAGGCUCUGAUAUUAAACACGGCCACAGUGCCGGCGGUGGACAAGAAAGGUGUUACAAGAGGCUACAUGGCAAAUGAUCUCAUCUGCGUCGUAGUCAGUGAAGUUAACGUUGAAGCUGAGCGAGUUGUUGCAGUUAUGAACGUACCUGCCCGUGAAGGGCAAGCCCCACACCCACCUAUGGGACUUAUCCAUUCGGAUGAUCUUCCGGAAGCUUAUAAGAAAGCGAUGGACAACAAAGGACAGUCAUACGAAGCGAUGUUGGAGAAUAGUACUGGCUUCAACAACCCAAACAACAUUAAAUAUCUUUGCGACUUGAUGGGUCUCGGUCAAGAGAAUCAUUCCAAUAUGGUUGGUUUGAGAGAAAGAUUCCCUCCAAAUGAAUAUGCGUCCGAAUUGAGACAAGCUCAGGCCAGUAAAUGGGCGUUCCGAAGUGUGGCCGAAGGUAUAGAUCAUUUCAAGGCUGGCCGUCAUACAGAAGCCUUCCAGUGCUUGAACAAAGCGCUGACCGUAGAUCCGCGAAACGUCGAGGGAUUGGUUGCUCGUGGAGCAUUAUACGCUAACAGCGGCAGUUUUAAGAAAGCCAUCGACGAUUUUGAGACCGCGUUGAAACUGAAUCAAACUCACGCAAACGCGCGUAAAUACAUGGCCGAGACGCUGGUCGCUCUGGGUCGAAGUUACGAGGACGAGAAGAAGUACGAAGAAGCCCAGAAAGCGUACGAGAACUGCUUGGUAAUUGCUCCGUACCACGAAGAAGCCAGGAACUCAAUCGAGUACAUCAAAUCUAAAACAUUGACGUCUACUUUGAAUCCACUGGACACGUUCAAGAGUUUCGAGGCCGAGAAUGACGUUGGGGAGAAUAAGAAGGAAAAGAAGAAACGCAAGAAAGAAAGGAAAUCGCGUUCGAAGAAAAGGCAGAGAUGGAGUUCGAGCUCCAGUUCGUCAUCGAGCGGAUCCUCGAGUUCCUCUAGCUCUGAAUCUAGUAGCUCUUCGUCGUCCGGAAGCUCGCGAUCGGCAUCAAGGUCGCCUAGUCGUAAACGAAAACAUAAGAAGGAUCAUCGUGGCUCGUCGCUUUCGCCUCUUAGCAAACGUAUGGCUCAGUACAACAAUCCACCGGCUGCUGCAACAGCUACGCACGAUGUCAUAGCCCCGGUAACUUACGGUACAAAUACUCGAGAUAAGAUGGAUGAUUACGAGAUAAAAGUACGAAAAUUCUUGGAGCAAACAAAGGACGACUCAGAUUACGAAGAUAAGGUAAGGAAAUUCUUGGAGGAAACUGCUAGAUGGAAGAGGGAAAGGGAGAAGGAAAAGAAACAUUCAGAAAGUGAAAAGAUGAAGAAAAAGAAGAAGAAAGAAAAGAAGGGCAAGGACAAAGAGAAAGAAGACAAGAAAAGCCGGAAGAAGAAGAAGAAGGAAGAGAGAAAGAAACGCAAAAAUAAAGACAAACUUGAACGAGACUUAGAAGCCCUGAAAAAAUCUUCGUUACCGGAUUUAGAACAGUUGGAGUCGAAACUGAAUGCGUAUUAUGCGAAAGUUGAAAAAGAAACUGCUGUUUUGAAAAGGUAUGUAGCUCAGUAUAAUGACAUAGCUUCCCCUCUUAGCAACGCGGAGAAGCUCGCUGAGAGCUCACGAAGGGAGGAGGAGCUGCGCAGAGAAAGGGAGAGGGAGAGAGAUGAGGCCUCGAAGGCGUACCACGAACGGGAAGCUAGGGUACCAAUGACCGCACAGCAACGUAAGGGUAAGAUUUUCAAUUGGUUGCCGAAUAGCAACGGUACGUAUAUAUUUAUUGCAUACGAGUUAAUUAUCAAUGUCUGUACAGAAAUCCAAAGGAAGCCUCUGACGGACAUUUUUGAGCAAGAAUCUCAGUUGAUCCAUCCGGAACCCAAAUUACCAACCUUGGACACAGCUGCCCUAAAUGCGAAAUGGAAGGCUGCUCAAGCCGCAAGACAAAAGGACGUCCUUCCACAAAAAUGGCAAGAUGUAUCUCAGGAAAGUAAGAAAAUGCAACCCAAUGUAGAUAGCGACGAAGACGACGACAAUGAAUUGGAGGAGAAAUUGCAGCGCGCAGCUUUGGAGAAGUCGAUGAACAUACGAAAACAGAUGCAACGCGAACUCGCGGAGAAGCGAGCGGCCGCUGCUCAACCAAUGUUGGCUCCAACUCCGCCGCCGUUACCGAAAGAACCACCGAUGCCGAAGCAAGCACCGGUGAAAUAUCCGACACCGCAGCCGCAAAAUAAAUUCCAGUCGUACAAAGAUCCCUCGAUAUCCGUGCCGCAAGCAACGCCUACUAAAUUCAGUUCUAGUAACAAUCUUGGUGGCAAGUUCCAACCGAUUGGGCAGAGUGGUAACAGUGGCGCUGGUCAUCCACCAGAACCACCGCGUCCACCUCCGCCAACGAAGAACCAAAGCCAGGCGAAGGGACCUAGAACAGAUUCUGACAGUGAGACCGAAAGACAGCACAGACAGACGCCUAAGAAACGGGAAUCGAGUGGCAGAGGUGGAGCCGUGACGAAGAGGAUGAGCAGAGACCGUCCAGCGAAACGUUCGCGUAGCAGAUCUCGCAGCGCGUCCAGUUCAGGCUCCUCGAGAUCCCGUUCGCCCAGAAGAAGCCGUUCCCGAUCGUAUUCGAACCGAAGAUCCGGCAGUUACGAAAGGAAGUACAGUCGAUCUCCUUCGGGCACUUACAGCAGGUCGCGUUCCAGGUCACGAUCUAGAUCGUACACGAGGAGUCGUAGCCGCAGCAGAUCCGGGGACAGGAGUUACUAUCGGAAGAGACAAUUCCGACCGUACAAUAAUCGCGGUACCUAUUACAAGCCUCGUUUCCAAGGCUUCAAUAACCCGAACCAUCGUGGCGGUGGUAACAAUUUCCAGAAUCGUAACCGGUUCUACAACAACCAGCACAACAAUCGUUUCGGGAACAGACGCGGCGGUGGUUUCAAUAACCGUGGUGGCGGACGCGGACGCGGCGGUAACCGUGGCGGUAGGUUCUUCCACGGUAAGCAGGGCUUCCGCGACUUCCGGGACAGACGAGACUUCAGAGAUCGCCGCGCCGCGUCACGCGAUCGGUACAGCGACCGUAGCUACUCCCCCGAUCCGAUGCGGAAAGUCGACGAAGCGAAGGAAAAGAUCAACAAGAUGCUCGAAGGUGGCGACGACGUAAUGGAACAUCAACAGGGUGGCGGAGGAUCGAACGUACCUCCCAGCAAAAGGCAAGACGGACCUUUGAGCGAAGGCGAAGAAAGGGACGACGAUGACUACGAGAGGUGGGGAGAGGGCGAGGGGGGCGACACUGCUAACAAGGUUGGUUAGGUCUCUUCUGUGUAGGCUUUCGCGAAUGAACAGCCUAUCUUCUCGUGAUGACGAUCAUGAUAAUCCGGAUGAUGAGAUAAAUAUGAGGAGUAAAAUGAUGAGGAUAUGAUGGUGAUGAUGAUGAUGGUGAUGAGCCACACGUACAAGAAAAACAUGCGACUUAGGAGCCAACUAACUCUCGUUUGUUGCUAGAAUGAGGAGGUUGGACCUGUCGAGGAUAACCUGGAAGGCAAGGAGUACUUCAUUGAGCGCAUGAAGCAGCGAAGCAAGAAUGUAUUAAUGCAGAGAGCCCUUGCUGCUAAGAUUUGGUAGAAAACCACGGUUGCCGUUUGCUGCUUCUUCGAUUCUUCUCCUUCGUCUGUGAUAUAGUUACUUUUCCUCAACAUAAAACAUCGACCGGAUCACGUGAGACAUAGACUUCUUAUUAAUUCUCGGUACCGAUUGUUUUCGGUAUAUGUGUAAAACUGAAAGAACAUAGAGAGGGAUGCUAAUAACGUGUAUAUGGUAGAAGAAGAAAUGUACAACCGAAGUCGUGACAGUCGAGAGAAAUACAGCUUUUACUUUACUUUUAUUCUUAAUUUUUAAACUUUUAACUUUAUUCAUGAAUGCCAGCAACGAACGCCUAUCGUUACGUGAAUAUUUUUCGCUGGACACCAACGUAAUUCGGCUUGUUUCGCUCGAUUGUCAUGCUCGCCCAUAAAUAAUCUUAUAUAGUUAAAUAUCACCCGUGGUUGGUGCGUGUAAAUGCGAGCGUCUCGUCGGGUACUCGUGUCGCAAACGAGCACUCUCGAUUUCUUUCUUUCAUUCUUUCUUUCUUUUUUUUUAAUUUUUAAUCGUUAACGAAAAGAUACACAACUUUCGACUCUAGUACUUAUUAUUCUCGCAUUGUAGCAUUUGUUUUUCUCUCGUCGUAACGAAACUCGUCGUGUAAGUAUUAAAAGCUAGAGAAGAGAGCGAGCGAACCUUCUGCUAUGACGUGCACUUUCGAAGGGAAGUAUUUGGUCGCAGUAUUUGGCGUACGUGAGUGGCUUCUCAUUAUCAUUCAUUAUCAGGAACUAGGAGUCAAUUUGUACAUUCGUUGCUGUUUCAAACGUCAGAAAAAUGAAGUUCAACCGUGUUCAGUUUAAGAAGUUUGCCGAGGAAUUUUCAUGAAUUUUCUUCGCGCCCCUAGCUAUCGGCGAUCCGAUUUUUCACGAUUGAAACACCUCACGUUUUUUUUAACUCCUGCGCUUGAUAAGAUACGGACGGUACAAGCUUUGUAAUGAAUUUCCACGGAUGUCAUAUCGUUUUCCGGUGAAACCUAAUAAAAAUCGCGACUCAUCAUCGUAAAGAAGAAGAGACAUUUCUUUUUAGUAAGGAAAAUAGUUUUUUUUCCCCCCCCUCCCACCAACGUGUCGAGAACCAUCCAAAUUCGGAUAAUUCUCCAUACUGUUUUAGUUCGAAACACGUUCUCACGGCCCGGCCCUUUAUUACGAAUACUUAUUUUAAGGUAUCAUUACAAGUAAUUUACUAGUAAGACACUUAUAUAUGUUGUAUGUAAACGAGUUGCUGUACAAUUCAAAGAUCCGCAAAAAUACAUAACACGAAAAACGGCAAA